AUGGCAUCUACAAGUGCGGAUUCCCAAUCCGCUAUAGCUCAAAAAACAUGGGUUAUGGCGAACAAUAUGGAAACUGUAUCCAGUGUUGAUGAAAUAUACCGCUAUGAUAAAAAACAACAACAGGAUAUACUUGCAGCAAAACCAUGGGAGAAGGACCCCCAUUUCUUUAAAGAUAUUAAAAUAUCAGCAUUAGCUCUGUUGAAAAUGGUUAUGCACGCUCGAGCUGGUGGUACAUUAGAAGUUAUGGGAUUGCUCUUAGGUAAAGUAGAUGCUAACACAAUGAUAGUGAUGGAUUCAUUUGCGCUGCCUGUAGAAGGGACCGAGACUAGAGUGAAUGCCCAAGCUCAAGCCUAUGAAUAUAUGACUGCUUAUAUAGAAGCUGCUAAGCAGGUUGGUAGACAUGAAAAUGCUAUUGGCUGGUAUCACAGCCAUCCCGGUUAUGGUUGCUGGUUAUCUGGUAUUGAUGUCUCUACUCAGACUCUGAAUCAGAACUUCCAAGAGCCUUUUGUGGCCAUUGUAAUUGAUCCAGUAAGAACCAUAUCUGCUGGUAAAGUGUGCCUUGGUGCAUUUAGGACUUACCCCAAGGGUUACAAGCCUGCAAAUGAAGAGCCAUCUGAAUAUCAAACCAUACCUCUUAAUAAAAUAGAAGACUUUGGAGUUCAUUGCAAACAAUAUUACUCACUUGAGGUGUCAUACUUCAAAUCUUCCUUGGACCGAAGAUUACUAGAUUCCUUGUGGAAUAAGUAUUGGGUGAAUACUUUGAGCAGCUCCAGUCUAAUUACCAACUCGGAUUAUACAACUGGACAAAUAUUUGAUUUAUCAGAUAAGUUGGAACAGAGUGAAGUCAGCUUAGGUCGUGGGGGCUUCAUUGUAGGAGGGGCCGAUCCACACGAAAAGAGAACAGAAGAUAAGUUAGGCAAAGCCACUAAAGAUGCUUGUAAAACAACCAUCGAAGUGAUCCACGGUUUGAUGGCGCAAAUGAUCAAGGACAGGCUGUUCAAUAGUGUCAGCGGAAGACCAGCUCCUGCCACACCUAUGAUAGAAUAA
Molecule: messenger RNA, 1047 nt
Organism: Leptosia nina
Lineage: Eukaryota; Metazoa; Arthropoda; Insecta; Lepidoptera; Pieridae
Source: the annotation of a GenBank genome assembly